AUGGUUGACAAUAAAAAACAGUUAACAACGUUUACAAUAAGAAAUGUUGAAGUUCGCAAUCUCAACUCUUCUAGCUUACGCCUCGAUAAUGCAGUUGCCGGGGUAACCGUUGGCGUCCCGGACGUGGUGGUCUUGAGACAGGAUGUUGAUGAGGUGCUGCUAAGCUUUGAGCUCGUGCUUGACUUUGAUGUCGAUAGUGAAGACGAGGCUGUCGAUACUGAGGAGAGCUUCGAGCUGGAGGAGCUGGAGGAUGAUUUCGUGGAUGAUGAGGAGAGGCCUGAGCUCGUCGAUUUUAGAGAAGAUAGGGAGCUUGAACUCGUCGUCUUUAAAGAACCUGAUGAUGAGGAAGAGAGGGUUGAGCUGGUCGUCUUCAGAGAGGUUGACGAAGAGAAAGAGAGCGUUGAGCUUGUCAAUUUCACAGACGUCGACGAGGUUGAACUAGCGCUAGAUUUGCUCGAGCUUGUCGAUUUCAAAGAAGUCGACGAAGACGACAAGGACAGGGUACUAGAGCUAGUGGCUUUCACAGCCGAUGAAGAGCUGGAACUCGUACUCUUCACACUGGUCGUGCUGCUUUUCAACGUACUCGAAGCACUCACACCCGUCAAGGCCAACGAGCUCGUGCUUUUGGCACUGGAGCUAGUCUUUACACUUGAGGUACUCGUCUUGACCACUGAAGUGCUCGUGGAUACAAUGGAAGUUGACGAAGCUGUGCAGCCUCCGGUAAUACUUGGCACUGCAUUUGCGCCACUUCCAAUCGCAACAAUAUUCGACCCGCAAUUCGCAGCUUGCGCGAUAUGGAUGUUGAAGUUAUCUUGA
Messenger RNA from Mollisia scopiformis, 816 nucleotides. RefSeq lists its product as uncharacterized. The record is from RefSeq and is a predicted model, not a curated record. NCBI's taxonomy places the organism in Eukaryota, Fungi, Ascomycota, Leotiomycetes, Helotiales, Mollisiaceae. Bases 1 to 816 code for a protein of 271 amino acids. The transcript is spliced from 2 exons.